UCUGCUAGCUGCGGCGUCCUGGGACACCCGCUUCCUAUUGCCCGGACUUUCUUCUGCAGUGCUCCUGGGUGGAUCCAGGCUGCUAACAUUUAGUAGGUUCACUUUUUGUGAGUUGUAAAAAACUACUAUGGAGGCUAAGGAUCCGAAGAAGCACAGAAAGAAAAACAGUGGACCCAAAGCUGAGAAGAAAAAAAAAAGACAUCUUCAGGAUCUUCAACUUGGAGAUGAAGAAGAUGCCCAAAAGAGAAACCCCAAAGCUUUUGCAGUUCAGUCUGCUCAGCGGAUGGCUCGAUCCUUUCACAGAACUCAGGAUUUGAAGACAAAAAAGCAUCACAUUCCAGUGGUUGACAGAACUCCACUAGAGCCCCCACCAAUAGUAGUGGUGGUGAUGGGGCCUCCAAAGGUUGGGAAGAGCACGUUGAUACAGUGCCUCAUUCGGAACUUCACCAGGCAGAAGCUGACUGAGAUCAGAGGUCCAGUCACAUUUGUGUCAGGUAAAAAGCGCAGACUUACCAUCGUUGAAUGUGGAUGUGACAUUAACAUGAUGAUUGACCUGGCCAAAGUCGCAGAUUUGGUUCUGAUGCUGAUAGAUGCCAGCUUUGGGUUUGAAAUGGAAACAUUUGAAUUUCUAAACAUCUGCCAAGUACAUGGGUUUCCUAAAAUUAUGGGAGUUCUUACCCACUUAGAUGCCUUCAAAUAUAAUAAGCAACUGAAGAAGACAAAGAAGCGAUUAAAACACAGAUUCUGGACAGAAGUUUACCCGGGUGCCAAACUAUUUUAUCUUUCUGGAAUGGUACAUGGAGAAUAUCAAAAUCAAGAAAUUCACAAUUUGGGCCGUUUUAUUACAGUUAUGAAGUUUAGGCCUCUCACAUGGCAAACUUCUCACCCUUAUAUCCUGGCAGACAGAAUGGAAGAUUUGACAAAUCCAGAAGAUAUUCGAACAAAUAUCAAGUGUGACCGAAAGGUGUCUCUUUAUGGUUAUUUACGAGGAGCACACUUGAAAAAUAAAAGCCAAAUUCACAUACCAGGCUUAGGGGAUUUUGCUGUGAGUGAUAUCAGUUUUCUUCAAGACCCCUGUGCCCUUCCUGAACAGCAAAAGAAGCGCUGUUUAACUGAGAAAGAGAAAUUGAUUUAUGCACCUUUCUCAGGUGUUGGUGGUGUGUUGUAUGACAAAGAUGCGGUCUAUGUUGAUCUUGGUGGCAGCCAUGUUUUUCAGGAACCGGAUGAAGUGAAGCCGACUCAUGAACUGGUCCAGAGUCUUAUUUCCACCCAUUCCACUAUCGAUGCCAAAAUGGCUUCAAGUAGAGUGACAUUAUUUUCUGAUUCCAAGCCAUUAGGGUCAGAGGACAUAGAAAAUCAACAAUUUGGUAUGCCAAAAGAGGAAAAGCACAUGGAUUUGAAAACUGGCCGCGUGCGACGGAAAGCCAUUUUUGGAGAUAAAGAUGAAGAGUCUGGUGAAAGUGAUGAUGAAGACGAAGAAGAAAUGUCUGAAUGUGAUGAAACAGAAGAGGAGGAGGAGGAUGAAAUAACUGACAGAGAGCAUGUGACUGUUAAAGUUAUCAAGCGGCAGAAACUUGAGGAGGUGGAAGAAGACAUUGUGGUAGAUUUGCCAGCAUUUGCCGAUAGUGAUGAUGACCUUCAUAGGAGCGCUGAGGAUGAAGAGGAAACCAGUGAAAGUAGUGAAGAGGAAUACACCACUGUGGAAACAGAGAGUGAUGUUCUAGAAUCAAGAGCUAUUGGAGAAAGUAGUAAAUCAGGAUUAUUAGAAGCUAAUGGCUUGAGUGACAAUUUGAAUCCAGAGAAAUCUUUGAUGUUGAAAAAAGCAAUCUUCACCACUUCAGAUUCAGGUCAUUACACAGCUGAAGAGGCAUUUGCAUCUGAAGAUGAAUCUGAAGAAAACUCUUUUCUCAGUUUAAAGGAAGAAGGUACAGAGGAUGAAGAUUUUAUUGGGGAAAAGCGUAUAAAGCCUUCUCAAAAGGACAGUGGUCAGAAACUUGGGCCAGAGAACUUAACUGAUGAGACCAGUGAGGUAGAAUAUUUAUUCAAAGAGGAAGACUACAAGGAAGAGAUAAACUCUUCCACAGAAACGUCAGGUACCCUAAAGUGGAAAGAAGAUCUUUCUAGGAAGGCAGCUGAGGCCUUUCUGAGACAGCAACAAGCAACUCCAAACCUUCGAAAGCUUAUUUAUGGGACAGUGACAGAAGAUAAUGAAGAUAAUGGCGACUUCAGAGAACUUGGAGGCUUGUUUCAUGUUAGCCAUCCUGACAGAGAGUGCAAGCACAAGGGUGACUCUCUGGACUGCUCUAAAUUUUUUGUGGAAGCACCCCACCAUUGGGAUUUGGAGGAGGUUAUGAACAGUAUCAGAGAUUGCUUCGUGACUGGGAAGUGGGAAGAGGAUAAAGAUGCUGCUAAGAUCUUAGCAGAAGAUGAGGAACUCUAUGGUGACUUUGAAGACCUUGAAACAGGGGACAUGCAUAAAGGAAAACCAGGUCCAGAAACUCAGAUUGAAGGUAUAGUUGAAGAAAUUGAGCCCAAACCAGAAGAAAGUGCCAAUAAAAAGCAUAUGGAUAAGAAGAGAAAACUGAAGGAGUUGUUUGAUGCAGAAUAUGAUAACGGAGAAAGUACAUACUUUGAUGAGCUUAAAGGAGAAAUGCAUAAACAAGCACAACUUAACCGAGCAGAAUUUGAAGAUCAAGAUGAUGAGACCAGAGUUCAUUAUGAAGGUUUUCGACCUGGGAUGUAUGUCCGGAUUGAGAUAGAAAACGUUCCCUGUGAAUUUGUACUUAACUUUGACCCUCACCAUCCAGUUAUUCUGGGUGGUUUGGGCACUAGUGAAGGCAAUGUUGGAUAUGUACAGAUGCGUCUGAAGAAACAUCGGUGGUAUAAGAAAAUCCUGAAGUCUCGAGACCCGGUCAUUUUUUCUGUAGGUUGGAGGCGGUUUCAGACCAUUCCACUUUAUUAUAUUGAAGACCACAAUGGAAGACAAAGGCUUCUAAAAUACACCCCAAAGCAUAUGCAUUGUGGCGCAGCAUUUUGGGGUCCUGUCACACCACAGGGGACUGGGUUUUUGGCACUACAGUCUGUUAGUGACAUGAUGCCUGAUUUCCGGAUAGCUGCAACAGGAAUUGUCCUUGAUCUGGAAAAAUCCAUAACAAUUGUGAAGAAAUUAAAACUAACUGGAUUUCCAUAUAAAAUUUUCAAGAAUACUUCAUUUAUUAAGGGAAUGUUUAAUUCUGCCUUGGAAGUGGCCAAAUUUGAAGGUGCUGUGAUUCGAACUGUCAGUGGAAUAAGAGGACAAAUAAAGAAAGCUCUCCGGACUCCAGAAGGAGCAUUCCGGGCCACAUUUGAGGAUAAGUUGUUAAUGAGUGAUAUUGUUUUCAUGCGAACUUGGUAUCCUGUGUCCAUUCCAACCUUCUAUAAUCCAGUCACAUCUUUAUUGAAACCAGUGGGUGAGAAAGACAGCUGGUCAGGAAUGAGGACAACAGGUCAACUCAGACUUGCACGUGGUAUCAGACUAAAGCCAAGCAAGGAUUCUUUGUAUAAGCCUAUAGUGAGGCAAAGGAAACAUUUUAAUUCACUGCACAUUCCAAAAGCCUUGCAGAAAGCUCUGCCAUUUAAGAACAAACCCAAGACCCAAGCAAAGGCAGGCAAGGUGCCAAAAGACAGACAGAGACCAGUCGUCAUACGGGAGCCUCAUGAACGGAAGAUCCUUGCAGUGCUGGAUGCUCUGAGUACAGUGCACAGUCAUAAGGUGAAGAAGGCCAAAGAGCAACAGCAUCUGCAGAAUAAAGAGCACUUCAAAGUGAAACAAAAGGAAGAGGAGGAGAAACGGACACAGCAGAAAGAACUCAGGAAGAAGAUAUUCCGAAUUCAGGGUCAGAAGGAAAGGAGAAAUAAAAAGUCCAGCCUGAAAGGGUAUGAGGAGCAGUUGAAGUGAGUCUCCAAGAUGAGUAGGAUGUCAUUGGGAUGUUUGUUUUUUUAUUAAAGAAGGAUUGUUUUAAACCUUAAUAAUACUUGUAAAUAACAAGUCAGGUCACUUGAGCCCAAGAAAGACUAUGCCUUUACAGUAAAAAAUGAGAAAGACUCCUAAUAUGAACAUCUUUUCUCAAGAUUAUAUAGAGAUAAAACAAUGAUACAAUUUAUCAGUUUUCUCUAGCUGCUUAAAUGUUUUUUGGAUGUAUGCUACCAAAUUACUAUUAAAAUAUUUCUUUAAAAAAUUUGUCCUAGUGGUUUCCAUUAGGAAUGAAUGCCUUAAAAACUUGAUUAUGGAUAAUCGCAUUCUCUACAACUACAUUGUAGGUCUUGCAGAAGAAAGAAAAAUAUUAACUCAAAUCCUCAACUUGAGAGUAAAUUUAAUAGAGGAGAGUAUAUGGUCAUUUUUGGUUUUUGCCCAAU
Molecule: messenger RNA, 4395 nt
Organism: Echinops telfairi (small Madagascar hedgehog)
Lineage: Eukaryota; Metazoa; Chordata; Mammalia; Afrosoricida; Tenrecidae
Gene: BMS1
Product: BMS1 ribosome biogenesis factor
Exons: 24
Coding region: 128-3937 (1269 amino acids)
Biological process (GO): maturation of SSU-rRNA from tricistronic rRNA transcript (SSU-rRNA, 5.8S rRNA, LSU-rRNA); endonucleolytic cleavage of tricistronic rRNA transcript (SSU-rRNA, 5.8S rRNA, LSU-rRNA); ribosome biogenesis
Cellular component (GO): nucleus; 90S preribosome
Molecular function (GO): U3 snoRNA binding; GTPase activity; GTP binding
Source: RefSeq, a predicted model, not a curated record